This is a messenger RNA of Struthio camelus australis, 6399 nucleotides long. NCBI's taxonomy places the organism in Eukaryota, Metazoa, Chordata, Aves, Struthioniformes, Struthionidae. The record is from RefSeq and is a predicted model, not a curated record.
AUGCAGAGGAGGACCGAGGUCCUGUCUCAGCUGACUUAUGCAGCAGGAAAUGCUCUGCAAGGAGCUCUGAGCUGUGCUUUGAGGGGCGCCUGGGACACUGGUGGCCCGACCGCUGGGCUGUACGAGGAGGACUCCAGCUUAGGGGUGGCCGCCGUGGGUGGCCGGGGGCCGUGUCCUCCCGCAGGGCCCUGCCGGCCGUGCGGCACUGGGGCUGAGGGACCACGCGGGCACCAGCCACCGCAGGAGCAUCCUCGGAAGCGGCUGGAGGUUCGAGGCAGGAAAACCUUCCUCCUUUUUAUCGCAAUAUGUAUAGCUGUGGGUGUUGCACAAGUACCCGAACAAGCAAUAGACAUCCUUCACCAGCUAGGCCUUGCAAAAGACAUUCGACCGCCCUCGGAGACGGCAGUGCCCUGGACAUCAUCUCCGCUACCUCAGGGGGUUCGUCUAGCUGUGCCAGGAGUUGUACUGACUAGAGAGGCACAUAUCGAGUCCCCCGUCACGCAAGUCCUACCAUCAAAUCUAGGGCAGCAGUUCACUGUGUUGGUUGGGCUGUACUCUUACAGCAUAAAUAAUGCUUUUCUUUUCAGUAUUAGAAACAAAAGUAGACUGCAGUUUGGUGUCCAGUUGCUACCAAGAAAAGUAGCGGUGUACACUGGAGGGAAGCAGCCCGUAUACUUUGAGUAUAGUGUUCAUAAUGAGCAGUGGCAUUUGUUUGCCAUUGACGUUAGGGACAAGACCAUCUCCAUAUUUGCUGAAUGUGGAAAGAAAUACUACAGCAGGGAAGCACUUUCAGAAGUGCAGGCGUUUGAUCUGGAUGGUUUGUUUACCCUGGGAAGGAUGAACUCUCACUCUGUCAGCUUUGAAGGAGUUAUAUGUCAGCUAGAUAUUAUUCCCUCUGCAGCAGCCUCUGCAAACUAUUGUAAAUAUGUGAAACAGCAGUGUCGCCAAGCAGAAACCUAUCGAUCUCUGUUAGGAGCUCCACGCGUGUCAGAUGGGCUGGAUAUGUUUUUGAGGAAAAAAAUUGAUAACAAAAACCAGUCUGAAGGUAGAAGGAAAGAAGCAUCAAACACUCCAGUCAUGAACCUUGCUCAGAUUCACUUUCUACCAGAAUACCUGGAGUCAAGAAAUGUGUCUGCAUUGGAGUUUGUGGAGGCCAAACCUCUGUUGCAGGAAACUCGGCCUGAAACAGAGCUCCAGGAGAGCUAUCCAAAUACUUCAGAUAAUACCACAGAAGAUGCAAGCAGAAAAAGUGAGCCUUCUCUGAUCUCCCUUGUAAAACAGAGCAAAAGCACGGGAAAGGGCAAGGCAAAGCAGCAUUUAGAUGAACCAACCAAGAAGCAGCAAAUCAUAAACACAACCCGGUACAGUGCUACUGCUGACCUGGCGCUGGGUAAUCAGCUCAGUUCGUGGGAGGAAGGUGCCUUUGAUGCUGAUGAGACUUAUCACACAGAAAGCAGUUAUGAAAUUGAUAUUGCUAAUUAUGGUUAUGACUAUGAAGAUCUUGACAAAAUGUUUGAAAUGGGAAAUAUCAGAGGUGCAAAGGGGGAAACUGGACCUCCUGGUCCUCCAGGUCCUCCAGGUUUACCUGGUCCGUCAGGAAAGAGAGGUCCUCGGGGUGUUCCAGGACCACAUGGUAAUCCAGGUUUGCCAGGAUUGCCAGGUCCAAAGGGCCCUAAAGGAGAUCCAGGAUUUUCCCCGGGACAAGCAAAACGUGGAGAAAAGGGUGAUCCAGGCCCAAUAGGCUUUCCCGGCCCACCUGGGAUCAAAGGCCAGAAGGGUCUCAAGGGUUAUCUGGGACCACGAGGGCCACAGGGUGAACAGGGAAUUCCAGGAAUGACUGGCAAUACAGGGGCAAUUGGUUACCCUGGCAGGCAGGGUUUAGCUGGACCAGAAGGUAACCCAGGUCCUAAAGGUGUAAGAGGUUUCAUUGGACCUCCAGGCAUGGCAGGACAACCUGGACCUGAAGGAGAAAGGGGCAUUCCAGGCGUCCACGGCAAAAGGGGCCCUAAAGGGAGACAGGGUUCGCCAGGUGACUUUGGAAAUAGAGGACCACCUGGUCCAGAUGGGAAUCCUGGAAUUGUUGGUGGUGUUGGUCCUCCUGGAUUUCCAGGACUAAGAGGAGGUGUUGGACUGGCAGGACCAAGCGGACCAUCAGGAAUUCCAGGGCCCAUGGGUCUUCCAGGGAGUGUGGGACAGCCUGGAAUGAAAGGUGAUAAGGGGGAACAUGGCCUUGCAGGAGAGCCAGGAGACCAGGGGUACCCAGGAGACAAGGGUGCUCUUGGUUUACCAGGACCCCCAGGAAUCAGAGGAAAGCCAGGACCUCCUGGAAAAAUUGGAGAUCCUGGAUCCCAUGGACCGUUGGGUCCUCCUGGGCCUGAGGGGUUUCCAGGAGAUAUUGGUGUACCUGGAGUAAAUGGCCCUGAAGGUCCAAAGGGACUUCUCGGUGACCGAGGGCCUCCAGGGCCACCAGGGGCCAAAGGAGUUGAGGGAGAAAUAGGACCGAUUGGACAUAUUGGAGGAGUUGGACCAAGAGGAAGGCCAGGGCGGAAAGGUUAUGUAGGUGACCCUGGACUGGAAGGCUUAAAGGGAGAACAAGGAGACCAAGGAAACCUUGGAAAAAUUGGUGAAGCAGGAUCAGCUGGGUUACCUGGAGAAACUGGUCCAUCUGGAAGCCUUGGUGAAAAGGGAGAACGAGGCAGUCCAGGAGCAAUAGGUCCUCCUGGAGAGAAAGGUGUCAUGGGCUACCCAGGACCUCCAGGAGGCCCUGGGCCUGUGGGAGCAGAAGGAUUACCUGGACCCCCAGGGACAGGAGGACCACCUGGGUUACAGGGACCUAAGGGAAGAAGAGGGCCAAGAGGUCUGGAUGGUCCUUCAGGAGAAGCAGGGGCACAAGGCAUUAAGGGAGAAAGAGGAGAUCCAGGAAAGAAAGGACUCCCUGGGCUCAUUGGUAAGGCUGGAAAUCCAGGAGAAAGAGGAGAUCAAGGAGUACCAGGUCUGCCUGGGCCUCCUGGAACCACAGGAGACAGGGGACCAGUGGGAGAGCCAGGUCCAAGAGGACAACCAGGAGAGGCUGGCCCUAUUGGAGAAAUGGGUUUUGAGGGACCUCCUGGUCCUGAGGGAGAACCUGGUCUGCAAGGAGAACCAGGUGCAAAGGGGGACACUGGAGCUGCUGGGAAGGCUGGAGAGCCAGGUGAUCAAGGUUUAAGGGGUGAACCGGGACCUCCAGGAGAAGAUGGUGUCCAAGGAAAAGAUGGCCCAAAGGGAGACCCUGGAGACCAGGGGCACCUUGGAGAAAGUGGUGAAAAAGGAGAGAUGGGAAUACCAGGAAUUACAGGUCUGCCUGGUGAGCCUGGCAUAAUGGGUGUUCCUGGUCCAGAAGGAAUACCGGGACAUCCGGGUCAGAGAGGUCGUCUAGGGAGGAAGGGGGAAAAGGGACAGCUUGGGCCCCCUGGAGAAAUUGGACCUGCUGGUGACUUUGGCCAGCCUGGAGAAACUGGUCCUAAAGGUGCAAGAGGAACUCGAGGUCCUUUGGGACGUCUAGGAGUAAUGGGACCUGAAGGAGAGCCAGGAAUUCCAGGUUAUGGGGGUCACCAGGGUCCUCCAGGGCCCCCCGGGCCCCCAGGACCCAAAGGAGAGAAGGGUUACCCAGGCGAAGACAAUACAGUUUUUGGACCACUUGGGCCCAUAGGUGAACCAGGUCCUAGUGGUGAACGUGGAGAUAGGGGAGAACCUGGUGAUGAGGGCUACAAGGGUCAUACAGGUCUUCCAGGGCUUAGAGGACCUAUUGGACAGCAAGGGCCUCCAGGAGAACCAGGUGAAAUGGGGAAACAAGGACCAAAAGGAGAAAGAGGUUCAGAAGGACCCACAGGGAAGAAAGGAGCGAUGGGUGAGGCAGGGAAACCUGGAAUUCCUGGAAAUCCAGGGUCAAUAGGGGGCCUGCCAGGGAAGCCUGGCCGUAAGGGUAAUAAAGGAAACCAAGGAUUAACCGGUCUGGCAGGUUAUCCUGGUGCUCGAGGUCCUAAGGGAUUACCAGGCAUGCCAGGGGCCAUGGGAACACCAGGACUAAAGGGUGAGAAAGGGCUUCAGGGUCACCCAGGAAAACGAGGCAAAAGAGGCCCUCCAGGAUCACAAGGUGACCAAGGGCCAGCAGGAGACACUGGACUGAAAGGACAGCCUGGAGAACAUGGAGAUCAAGGUUUGAUGGGAUUUCAAGGAUUCCCAGGUCCAAAAGGUCCUGCAGGGGACAUCGGCUUCAUUGGAAUUCUGGGCCCAAAAGGUCCAACAGGCCAAGUCGGAUACAUUGGCCCUGUUGGUCAAGAAGGCAUAACAGGCCCAACUGGCAGGCCUGGACCCAGGGGUGAAAAGGGCUCAAAGGGUGAAAUUGGCCCUCAGGGACCUCAGGGCCAGCCAGGGCCACCUGGACUGCCUGGACCACCAGGACCAAGAAAACAAGUGGACAUCAAUGCUGCUGUUCAAGCCUUGAUUCAGGCAAAUGCUGCACUGCAGAUGGAGAGAUACCAGAAUACUGAAGUAACUUUACUAGAUCACAGUACAGAGAUAUUCAAAACGCUGCACUACCUUAGCAAUUUACUGCACAGCAUCAAGAACCCCCUCGGCACGCGGGACAACCCGGCACGCAUCUGCAGGGACUUGCUAAACUGUGAACGUAAAGUGUCAGAUGGAAAAUACUGGAUUGACCCAAAUAUUGGAUGUCCUUCUGAUGCCAUUGAAGUUUACUGCAACUUCACUGCCGGUGGUCAAACAUGUUUAUCACCAAAGUCUGUGACAAAGCUGGAGUUUGGUGUUGGAAAAGUGCAGAUGAACUUCCUUCAUUUACUGAGCUCAGAAGCAACCCACAGCAUCACAAUUCACUGUCUGAACAUGCCAAUAUGGGGAUUAAAUGAGGCGGGUGACCAGAAAACAUCUAUUAGCUUCAAGGGAUGGAAUGGUCAAACGUUUAAAGCAAAUACGCUACUUGAACCGAAGGUGCUUACGGACAAAUGCAUGAUUCAAGACGGCAGCUGGCAUAAGACGCAGUUCUUUUUUCACACUCAGGACACUAAUCAGCUUCCGGUUGUUCAGGUUCACGUGCUUUCUCAUCUCAAACCAGGACAACAGCACUUUGUAGAAAGUGGUUUAGUGUGCUUCCUUUAAGGUUUCUGUCCUGUUUUUUUUUUUUUAACAUCACCAUGGAGUUGUUGCCUAGAUUGAAUGCAAAGGUCACAAUCCAUUGCAGGCACGAUUACUGCCCUGAAGCUGAAGAAUCAUUUCAAACAGAGUUGGGUAAAGAACCUCAGGAAGAAAAGACUUCUUCCUAAGGAGAAAUGGCAUUUAGAAAUAAAAAGAAAGAAGAGACUACAACAACUUUGACAAAGUAUGUAAUUUUUUUUUUUAAAUAUUGGUUGGUGCUUUCUUGUAUAAUUUCCUGGAACUGAGAAUUAUAUAUCUGAACAUGGAAUUCAUCGGGACCUCUAGUGUUCUGGUAACCUCCUUAACAGCGCUGCACGAAGCAUCCCGAGGAAAGCUGGAGACACACCAUCCUGAGCAGCAAUACUGACUAGUGCUCCUAAAUGUGCAAUAGCUUGUGUUUGAAAAGUGAAUUAUGCCACAGUACAAAAAGUCUUCUUUUCUUAAACACAAAGUUGUAUUAUAGUCCUGGAUGGACACACACAUCUUAACAGAUGGUACACUACCUCUUACGUGUUUCCUGUCGUGUUGCCUUGGUGCUCCUCAUCACACAAGGUGCUCGUGGCCUCAGCAGAGAUUAUUGGAGUCACUUUUUGUCUUUCAGACUGUAUGUGCCGGUUACAUUGAGAUACGUUUCUGUUGUAAAGGUACUUACUAUAAAUUGUUGGUCACAUACUUCAUUACAACCAAAACAUUAUUUAUGUGGAUUUCUUGUUUAAAAUAUUUUUGUGUGCUGUUGUGGAAGUGGUAUAUGCAACAGAACAUUGUAUAUGGUGCAUAUAGUCAGAACAGCUAGCUUCUUAGCCAUUGUAAAAAUUGUGGUAGAAGAGCUACCUACAAUAGUUUUGAGUUUUAGAUUCUGUAUUACGGUUAACUUUUUUGAAUGCCAAAGGCAUCUUAAAGUGAUACAUUGUGUAUAUAUUUUGUAACUUCUUCAAAAUUUUACUUCAGCACGCCUUUUGAAUGGCUGCUGAUAAAUUAUAAUCAUUUCAUCAACUUAGAAAUUCCUUUUUUUGCAGUAUUUUUAAACAAUUUUGGUUUUCUUAAAUUAGGCCUACAAUGCCUUGAAAAAAAUUACCGUUAGGAAAAACAGUCUUUCUAAUGAUGUGUCUCUAUCUGUUUUUAAUCCAAAGACGAUGCCAAACCAAACUGGGGGGAAGGGAAGUGUUCAGCUUGUUUUACCGCCUGGGUCCACAGGGAGCCACACUUACC